Desarmillaria tabescens is the source of this 567-nucleotide messenger RNA. RefSeq lists its product as uncharacterized. Gene Ontology annotation, biological process: protein phosphorylation. The transcript is spliced from 2 exons. Gene Ontology annotation, molecular function: ATP binding; protein kinase activity. The record is from RefSeq and is a predicted model, not a curated record. NCBI's taxonomy places the organism in Eukaryota, Fungi, Basidiomycota, Agaricomycetes, Agaricales, Physalacriaceae. The annotation marks the transcript as partial.
CUACAGAUGUCCCCCGCCAAUAAGUUAGGGAACGGCAGCCACUCAAAAGUGUACAAAGGACGUUUGAGUGUUCCUAACAUCCCUUUCACAGGUUCGCCUACCGGCGAUGUCACAGUUGCAGUCAAAAUAGCCUUGUCUGAUGACGCAUCACUUGGGAUGUUGGCUGAUGAGGCGAAAGUGUAUCAGUCUCUCCCCAGAUACUUGAAGGAGACCUGGAGUGGAUAUCAUUACAUGGAGGAAGCUGAGUACGAUGGCUCGGGAAUCAACCCGCUGCCAGCUGUUGUCCCUCAGUUCUACGGAUAUUAUGUUCCCGAAGAUCCAAAGGAUCGAGAGGUGUACAGUCCUUUGCUUUUGAUGGAGGAGUGCGGCAAACCGAUUCAAAUCGAUGAGCUGGAAAGCUGUGACAGGGAGUUGAUAUUUUCUUUCGUCGUUCGUCUACAACAUGCGGGAUUCAUCCAGGGAUCCAUCACCCAGAGAAAUAUCCUUGUUCAGCCUGGACCGCUAAGUGCGCGUCCAACUGAGCGUUCCCUUUCUACGCCGUCGUUCCGGAUUAUCGAUUUCGGUCGU